Thunnus maccoyii (southern bluefin tuna) is the source of this 1931-nucleotide messenger RNA. It is a transcript of the gene doc2g, whose product is annotated as double C2-like domains, delta. The transcript is spliced from 11 exons. Gene Ontology annotation, cellular component: membrane. Lineage: Eukaryota; Metazoa; Chordata; Actinopteri; Scombriformes; Scombridae. The record is from RefSeq and is a predicted model, not a curated record. Bases 113 to 1393 code for a protein of 426 amino acids.
UCAAAGCUGGUCUGCAUGCUCCUCAGUGUGUGAGAGACUAAGGACGUGAGAGCAGGCAAGAUGGAGUGCUGGCACAGAUGAAGACUGUCCCUGGUCCUAUUCGACAGUCCACAUGAGCGUCUCCAAACCUCCGCCGCCCCCCUCCACCUCCCACCUGGCCAUCCCCCCUUCCUCCACCUCCACACCCUCCUCAUCCGCCACCUCCCCCUCGGCGAUGCCCCACUCCUCCGCCCUGCCCCCUCCCUCGCCGGUCAAGAUCUCUAUGCAGGAGCACUUUGCCAUAAAUGUGUGCCCAGGCCCCAUCCUCCCCAUCCCUCAGAUCUCGGACUUCUUCCCACGUUUCCACGACUACCCCUGCACGCCACCGCCCCCGAGGGAGAAGAAGAUCCUGAAGGAGGAGACUUUCAACGGGGAGACGGGUGGAGGAUACAGAGAUGGGGAGAGGAGGGGGGACAACGAUGGAGACAGGGAGGAAGUGCUCGACUCUGAUGAUGAUGACACCUACCUGGGAACGUUGGAGUUCAGCCUGCUCUUUGAUCAGGAAAACAACUGUCUUCAUUGUACAAUUCACAAGGCGAAGGGACUGAAAGCCAUGGACUCCAAUGGGCUGGCUGAUCCAUACGUCAAGCUUCAUCUUCUCCCAGGGGCUAGCAAGGCAAACAAGCUACGCACAAAAACCCUGAAGAAUACACUGAACCCAGUGUGGAAUGAAACACUGGUGUAUCACGGCAUCACAGCGGCUGACAUGACCACCAAAACGCUCAGGCUGUGUGUAUGUGACAUGGACAGACUCGGACGAAAUGAAUUCAUUGGAGAGGUGAGAGUGGCACUGAAGAAACUGAAAGAGGGCGAGAACAAACGUUACAAUAUGGGCCUGGAGAGAAUUGCACAGAAUAAAGAAACUAACAAUCAAACGGUGGAGCAGGGAGCGCUGGUAGCAGAGGAGGAGCGUGGCCGCAUCCUGGUGUCACUGUGCUAUAACACAGAGAAGGGCUGCCUGCUGGUUGGAAUCAUACGCUGUGCCCAUCUGGCUGCCAUGGACUCCAACGGCUAUUCUGACCCCUUUGUCAAAAUCAUCUUGCAGCCAGAUAUGGGGAAAAAGUCAAAGUACAAGACUUCAGUGAAGAAAAAGACUCUCAACCCUGAGUUCAAUGAGGAGUUUUCAUAUGAAGUCACCCUGGACCAGCUGGCAAAGAAAACCCUUGAGAUCUCUGUGUGGGACUACGACUUGGGAAUGAGUAACGACUUCAUAGGUGGAGUUGAGCUGGGCAUCAAUGCAAGCGGACAGAGACUCAGACACUGGUUCGACUGUCUCAAAAACAAAGGGAAGAAAGUCGAGUACUGGCAUACGCUUACACAGCAAGGAGCCCCGAGCAGCGACAAACCGGACUAGAUUACACACACAAUGACAUUCAUGCAUACACACAAACACACACACACACACACACACACACACACACAUACACACACACUUCGUCUCACUGAAAGAUGGCUGGUAACAGCGACCAAGUGAAGCAGUAAUAAGAGAAAAAGGAGAAAAAAUGCAAUAAUAAUAAUAAUGUUGAAAAUGAAAUCCGUCAUAUAAUGCCAAUAAUUACAGCACCAAGUAUUAGUAUAUGAUAUUCAUACUAAUAUUAGUGAUGGUAACAAGGUGUAAUCUGAAUACAUUUUUUUUAAAGGUGAACCAAAUUGUGACUAUGUCCUCAUUAAAGUGUUGACGUAACAAAACAAUACUCAGAAAAUUGUGCUUUAGACCUUACUGUAUUGUGGAAGUCGCUCAUAUUUUGUCAUUCAAAUUUACACCUAAUGAGAUUUGAGAGUAAUGUACUCAAAAUUCAUUCAGUGAAAGGGGCCACCAGUACGCGCACCCUUGUGACUCAUAAUGUGGUAUAUGGUUACUGGGGCGGGGAUGUUAUAAAAGGUUGAUUCUG